Molecule: messenger RNA, 1075 nt
Organism: Raphanus sativus (radish)
Lineage: Eukaryota; Viridiplantae; Streptophyta; Magnoliopsida; Brassicales; Brassicaceae
Product: probable xyloglucan endotransglucosylase/hydrolase protein 10
Exons: 4
Coding region: 45-935 (296 amino acids)
Biological process (GO): xyloglucan metabolic process; cell wall biogenesis
Cellular component (GO): cell wall; apoplast
Molecular function (GO): xyloglucan:xyloglucosyl transferase activity; hydrolase activity, hydrolyzing O-glycosyl compounds
Source: RefSeq, a predicted model, not a curated record
CAUGAUCAGCCGUCCAACCCAAUCUCGUGCAUUUUAAUAAUUUAAUGACUUUCAUUAAGCGGUCAAAAUCAUUUGUACUAGGUUUUUUAAUCUCAAGUUUGCUACUACGGGUCUCAGAAGCGUACGUUGUUUCAUCCGGAGAUUUUAAUAAGGAUUUCCUCGUGACAUGGUCUCCAACCAACGUUAACACCUCCAGCGAUGGUCGAUCAAGAACUCUUAAGCUUGAUCAUGAAUCUGGUGCUUCCUUUUCUUCCAUCAAGACAUACUUGUUUGGGAAAAUCGAUAUGAAGAUCAAACUAAUCCCUGGACCUUCUCAAGGAACCGUGGUUGCUUUUUAUAUGUCGUCGGACCAGACAAACCGUGAUGAGAUAGACUUUGAAUUCCUGGGAAACGUGAACGGGCAGGCUUAUAUUCUUCAGACAAAUGUCUAUGCCGAUGGAGUUGACAAUCGUGAAGAAAGGAUCCAUCUCUGGUUUGACCCAACCAAGGAUUUUCACACCUACUCCAUCUUGUGGAACGUUCACCAAAUUGUGUUUAUGGUGGAUCAAAUUCCGAUAAGACUGUACAGAAACCACACAGAGAAAGGAGUUGCAUAUCCAAGGUUGCAACCUAUGAGUAUAAAGGUGAGUCUAUGGAACGGUGAGAGCUGGGCUACAAGCGGCGGGCAUGAGAAAGUUGAUUGGUCAAAGGCUCCAUUUGUGGCAUCCUUUGGAGAUUACAAGAUAGAUGCUUGUAUUUGGAAAGGCAACCCAACAUUGUGUAAAACAGAGAGCAAUGAAAAUUGGUGGAACAAAAAUGAGUUCAGUUCUUUGACAAGAGUGCAAAAGAGAUGGUUUAAAUGGGUGAGCAAGUACCAUUUGAUUUAUGAUUAUUGCCAAGAUUAUGCAAGGUUCCAUAACAAGCUCCCCAAGGAAUGUUCUCUUCCUAAAUAUUAGAUAUUGAAUUUGCAUUAAUUAAUUAUGCUUUUUAUAUUCCAAGAUUAUAUUCAUUAAUUAAGCUUUAAUUUUAUCUAUUUUCCAAAUGUGUUUGUUCUUCGUAUGUUAUAAAUAUUAUAUAAAUACUGGUUUUCAUGAUA